Molecule: messenger RNA, 4239 nt
Organism: Aspergillus uvarum CBS 121591
Lineage: Eukaryota; Fungi; Ascomycota; Eurotiomycetes; Eurotiales; Aspergillaceae
Exons: 2
Coding region: 136-4239 (1367 amino acids)
Biological process (GO): mitotic DNA replication checkpoint signaling; activation of protein kinase activity; mitotic G2 DNA damage checkpoint signaling
Molecular function (GO): anaphase-promoting complex binding
Source: RefSeq, a predicted model, not a curated record
CAUCGCCCACGUUUUCCCUACCUUACCUUUUCCCUUUUGGAAUUGAUUUAGAAAUGCUCACCUCCACCCUUUUGUCUCACCACAAACGUCUAUGAUACCGUUACCCCCUACCCAACCAAAGCAAAAGCCACGAUAAUGUCCUCCUCCACACCCUCCACACCGCGCUCGACGCGCGCCGCGUCCCCCGGCCCCGGCCCCGGCAGCGACACCGAAAUGCUUCUCACUCCGGGCCGUAAGAUCAAGGCCAUGCUUGCGGCGUUUGAUAGCGAUUCCGAUGAUGACGACAAUAUUAAUUCCACGGAUAAGGGGGCUGGGGCUGGUGGUGAUCGCUCCACGACCAAGCUUAGUAAUGCGUUGAAAAAGAGUACGAUUUCUUCGUUUGUUGCGGCAGAUUCGGCACCGAUGGAUGAGGAUGAGGAUGACGAGGAUGAUGAGGAGAUUGUAAGGCCUAAAGGGCGGAUGGCGGCGCGGUUACAGGGCACGAGUCCUUCCGGGGCGACGACGGCGUUUGAGCGCGUUGCGAGGAGGUUGCGGGAUGAGGAGACGAAGGGACACGGUCUGAAGGAUGAUGAGGAGGAGGAGGAGGCGGGUGAGGAGGAGGAUGAGGAGGACGACGACGACGAUCUCCCGACGGCUGGUCCGAGACGGAGAGGUGUCACCAACGUGCUUUCUGAGCCUGCAGUGGAUGGGGAUGAUGAUGAGGAGCCGCGGACCCGCGCGUACUCUCCGCUUUUCGUGUCGUCGCCUGUCAAAGGACGCGAUCAUGACGAGGACAACGAUGCCAACGGGACAGACGACGAGGACGACGCAAAGCUACCCAAGAAAAACGCCCGGUUCUUGGCCCUCGUGGCGCAGAAGCGAAAGGAGCGCGAGGAGAAGGAGCAGGCUGAGGCGGAGAGACGGGCUGCUGCGCGGGCUGCGAGGCAGCAGGGACAGUCCGAUUCGGAGAUGGCCUUGUCUGCAAGCGAGGGCGACGGCGACGGUGCAUCAUCGGGCGCCGCAGCCAAAUCCAACGCCAGAAAACAGCAGGAGCAGACGCGGCCAGCAGCACGGAAGGCCAGUAAAAAGGCACUGGAGGAGAUGAACCGCGAGACGCAGCGGAUGAGUCGCAACAUGCAGCUGGCGCAUCAGGCACAGACGAAGAAGAAGAUCACGAAGGAGAGCUUCUUCGCGCGGUUCAACUUCGGACAGCCGGCUGUCCCCCCGCCUGGCGAAACCUCGUCCAGCGCGGCGGGCUCGCAAAAUUCGUCGGAUGUCGAGGCACAGAAGGACAAGGAGACGCCCCGGACGUCGCCGGUCCUGGGUCCCGCGGACAAGGUGUCUGCUGCGGAGGACACCCCAAAAGAAAAUACAGCUGAGCCCGAAUUCUCUACGCUCGAGGAGAUUCUCGCCAACCCACCGACGCAGCUUGAGGAGCCGGUUGUGGCUCGAAUGGAGGUGGAGUCGGCAGCUGCACCACCGCUUAAGAAGGAGAAGAAAGCGCUGAACCUACCGGCGGUUCGCGUCAGGCUGUCACGAGAAGAAGUGGCCCGCCAUCAGCAAGACGACUCGGACAGUGACCUGGAGAUUGUCACAUCGCCGGCCAAAUGCCGCCGGAUUGCGGCGUUCGAAAACCUCCCCGCCAAGAAACUACAGGAGUCGGCUUCAAUGAUCAAGUUGAAAGCGCUGGCGCAUUUGACCUCGCCCAACCGCAAGUCCAAGGGCAUGAACGGGGCUCAACUCUCUGCCACAUUGCUCCUGAAGGCAAGACAACAGGCUGCCAGGGAGCGACAGGAGAGGAUCGAAGAGCUCAGAGCCAAGGGUAUUCACAUCGAGACUGCGGAAGAGCGCGCUGCCAUGGAGGACGAACUAGAGAACUUAGUCGAGAAGGCACGUCUGGAAGCCGACGCUAUCGCCAAGCAAGAGCGCAAAGCUGCCAAGCGCGACGGUGACGACGAUGACGAGGACGAGGACUUCGAAUAUUCAGGGUCAGAGGACGGGGAGAAUGGCGAAGACGACGAAGACGACGAAAUGGCAGACGCACCAGUAGGCGGUAAUGGAUUGGUCGACUCUGAAGCCGACGAGGGCGAUGAAUCGGACGACGACAAGUCAGAAGUCAUGUCGUCCGAAGAAAUAAAUAUCCCCACCCAGAGACGCAAGCGACAGACUCGGGUAAUCAGCGACGACGAGGAUGAGGACGAAGUGCAAGAGCCGAAAACCCCAGCCAAGCCCAUCAUCGGUGCCACCACUCCCGGAACCCGGUCUGUCAACCGGCCGCACCUCCCUGCGCAGAGCUCCAACGACCUGCUAAGCUUGACGCAAGCCUUUGCGGGUACCAUAGCCGGAAGCCCCCAGCGCAGCCAACAGACGCCUGUUCCCACACUGCCGAGCACUUUGCCCGAACUUGGGCUCCACGAGUCCGACGCCAAUGUGGUCAUCAAGGACAGCCAGGUGCCCCAGGCCGAGUCUCAUGAUAUACUCGCUCACUACGCCCCGUCUACGGCGCGGGUGUCGGAAUCCCCGGCCCCACGCUCCGUCUCGAACUUUUCACAGAUCCCCGACCCGACGCAGGAUGAAGGGUUCGUUCUCUCGCCGUUUGACCCGUCGAAGCGCUUCCUCGGUACUCCACCAUCGACCAUCGACACCGUGAUCGUGGACCAGAACCAGUCCCCGGUCCCCACACAAAGCAUGCGCCACUUGAAGCGCGGCGGCCGCGCCGCCGACCUUUCCAUGAUCGAAGAACAAGACGAAGACAACGGAGACUUCGAAAUCAACGCCAAUGCCUUCAACAUCAUGAGGGCGUCGAAGAAGAACAAGAAGCCCGCCGUCUUAUUCGACAAGAGCAAGAGCAAGGCCAGGGACGUGGUGGAAGAAGCCGCCGAAGAGUCGGACGACGAAUACGCCGGACUGGGUGGUGGAAGCGACGAGGACGACGAUGACGAGGAGAACGCCUACGACCGAGCGAUGAUCAACGACCAUAGCGGUGAGACGGUUGACGAGAAGCAACUUGCCGCCUUGAACGCACACCACCAACGCACCACCGACGAGAAGCAAGUCGCCAAGCUCCUGAAGGACAUCACCACGGGGGCCCUCCGCCGGCGCCGCGGUGCCAACGCUGACGACGAGUUCGACCUAGACGACUCGGACGACGAACUCCUGGCGCGGCGCCGCGAGAAGCAGCGCGAGUUCGCGCGGAUGCGCAAGGCUCUCCUGGCCGACGAGAAGAUGGGCGAGAUCGCGGAGAACCCGAAGAAAGCGGCCUUCUUCCGCGCGGUCGAGGACCGCGACGACGACGACGACGACGAGGACAUGGGGCUGGAGUUCGUGGAGGAGGGUGAGGACGAGGAGGGGAGUCAACAAGACAACAACCUCCCUCAACCCGAACCUGCAGAAUCCGAACCCGACACCACCAACCCCGACAACAACAACAACAAAAGAAAACGCCCCCUCAACCCCAGCACGGAAUCGACCUACAACCGGCCUCCGCCCCACCUCCGCCGCAAGCCCGCCUCCGCCAUGUCCAAGAAACCCGCGACCCUGGCCGAGAUCCGCGAGACCCUGAGCUUCCUGACCGAGACGCACGAGUACGAUUCCUUCCACGAGGACGCCUCCCUCGAGCACGACCCCGAACACCCAGACCCAGACCACGACCAGCCACAAGAGAUGGCCCUGGACCCCGCCGACUUCGCCUCCGACAACUCCGACAACUCAGACGACGAACUCGCCGCCGUCGCCGGCCCCGCGCCACCCCCAAGAAACCUCCUCACCCACCACCCGCGCCGCACCCGCGGCCCCGUCGUCGACCGCCUCGCCCUCCUCCGCCAAGCAUCCAGCAACUCCGCCACCACUACUGGAAACAAAUUCGCUUUCGCAACCGAUACCCCCACCGACAGGGACAACUUCGGCUUCAACCGGCCCCCACCCUUGCUCCGGCGCAGCACCACCGCCUCCACCUCCACCUCCUCCUCGGCAUCAUCGUCCUCAGGACCAGGCAGCCGACGAAGCAGCGCAACCUCAUCCGUCAACUCCGGGCACGGAGGGAAUCCACCCGGAAUGGGCAUCAAGAAACCGGGCGGUGGCGCCACCGCCUCCGUGAAUUCGUACACGGCCGCCCGGGAACGGGAACGCGCGAAGGAGCUGCGGAUGCAACACGCCCAACGGGGCAGCGGCGGGUCGAAGAAAUUGACGGCGGCGCUGUUGGAUCAGCGGGCGGCGGAUCGGUUGGGGGCAUUGGGGGGUGGGGGUGGGCAGUGGGAGUGA